Molecule: messenger RNA, 1204 nt
Organism: Lagopus muta (rock ptarmigan)
Lineage: Eukaryota; Metazoa; Chordata; Aves; Galliformes; Phasianidae
Gene: CRABP2
Product: cellular retinoic acid binding protein 2
Exons: 4
Coding region: 181-597 (138 amino acids)
Biological process (GO): fatty acid transport
Cellular component (GO): nucleus; cytosol
Molecular function (GO): fatty acid binding
Source: RefSeq, a predicted model, not a curated record
GAGCCCGAUUGAGCGGCUGCGGGGCGGGAGAGCGGCGGUGCCGGUACCGGCGGAGCGGACGGAGCGGACGGAGCGGACGGAGCGGACGGAGCGGAGGUGCCGGUGCCCCUCGGUGCGUUUCCACCACCUGCUCCUCCUUAGCACCAUUUCCCACUUCCCCGGUGCCCCCCGCUCGCCGCGAUGCCCAAUUUCUCCGGGAAUUGGAAGAUGAAGAGCUCGGAGAACUUCGAAGAGCUGCUGAAAGCGUUGGGCGUUAACAUGAUGCUGCGGAAGAUCGCGGUGGCUGCGGCCUCGAAGCCAGCGGUGGAGAUCAAGCAGGACGGUGAAAGCUUCUACAUCAAGACCUCGACCACCGUGCGCACCACUGAGAUCAGCUUCAGGAUCGGGGAGGAGUUCGAGGAGCAAACGGUGGACGGGCGGCCCUGCAAGAGCUUGGCCAAGUGGGAGAGUGAGAACAAGAUGGUGUGUGAGCAGCGGCUGCUGAAGGGCGAGGGACCCCGGACGGGCUGGUCCCGAGAGCUGACCAAUGAUGGGGAGCUCAUCCUGACCAUGACAGCUGAUGAUGUUGUCUGCACCAGAGUGUACAUCCGGGAGUGACGCACGCCACCAACCAUCUCCCCACAACGGCUCCAGCCCCCCCUGCCCCUCCCCAUGCCUUUCCCGUGGCCCUGUGGCCCCCUGCUCCCCUGUACCUGCCCCGUGUCCCCCCCCCCCCCCCCUCUCCCUGUGGCUGUGGGGGUGCACUGAGCAGCGGGAUGUUGGGGAGCACCCCAUCCUUUGGGUUUGAUGUUUUCUGGUGGGUUUUUUGUUGUUGUUAUUGUUGUUGUUUUUUUCUUUUUUAUAACUGUUUUUGAUUCACUUUGACCUCACACCCGGUGCUGCACCCCUCACCCUCCCCUGCAGCUCUGCUCGCUCUGCUCCCUCCCCGGUAUUUAUUUGUGAAUAGUUGAAUGGAAUGGAAACACUCAACAGCUCCAAUCCGGCGGUGCCGUGCAGUUCCGACCCCUGGGAACGUCUCCUCAACCCCUCUUCCCCUCUCCUGUUUCUAAUAAAGCUCCAAUCCCCAUUGCUGUCCCCAUCCCUCCCGGCCCUGCUUGCGUGUGCUGAUCCAGCUCCGUGCCACAGCCCCAGCGUUGCGCAAAGGGCCGGGGGCAAAGGCGGUGCUGGGCGAUGCCGUGUGGCGCAUCCCUGCGUGGGAAGCACG